UUCAUUUGGUCAUAGAAAGUCAGAAACUAUUUUGAAUAUAAAUGAUUCCCACUUGUAGACUGUAGUAACCAUUAUUUUUUUAAAUAAAUUUUCUUCAUCUCUGUUAUUUCUUUCAAAGAAGAAAAAAAAAACACCACGAUUAUCCAUCACAGGCUGUGUUCAUCGGUGAACAUAUAUAUUAAAACUGGUGGCCUUUUCAUUACAAAAAAAAUCUGGACAUUUUAAAAUAAUUAUAGGUAUAGUAGAUAAAAAAAAGUAAAGGAAUAAGAAAAGGAAUCUUUAUGGUGAUUAUUGUAACAAAACAGAAAUCAUUAUAUUGAAUCAUUCAGACGAACAAAAAGGAAAAGAUCAAAGCUUUGUAGCUAGAUGAACAUAGACGUGGCUGCCAAACACAUUGUCUUAAUGCUUUUAUAUAGAUCUUUCUUACAUCCUCUGUUCCUUCACAUUCAAGAAACAGUGUCUUCCCAUUUUCUUCUUCUUCUCAGUGUUUCAAUCUUUGCGAAUUAAGAUGGAACAUGAAGAAACACAAAAGAACACAAGAAACAGCUGGUCACUGGUUCGACCAUCUCAAAUGAUCUCCAUUAGCUUUCUUAGCCUCCUCAUCCCUCUAUCGUUCCUCUUCCUUUCACGUCUCUCUCUCUAUACCUCCUCAUCUCCUGUCACCGUCUCCGGCGUAUUCUCUGUUCUUCACCAGGCCGAUGUCGGAGUCUUAUACACGAUCUUGUUUCUCAUCAUCGUCUUCACUUUAAUCCACAGUCUCUUAGGUAAACCAGAAUGCUCUGUUCUCCAUUCCCAUCUCUACAUCUGCUGGAUCGUUCUCUUCAUCGCCCAAGCUUGUGCCUUCGGAAUCAAAAGAACCAUGAGCACGACCAUGUCUAUAAAUCCAGACAAAAACUUGUUUCUUGCGACACAUGAAAGAUGUGUGCUGGUUAGGGUUUUGUUCGUUUUGGGGCUACACGAAGUGAUGCUGAUGUGGUUUAGAGUCGUGGUUAAGCCUGUGGUUGACAAAACUAUAUAUGGGGUUUACGUGGAAGAGAGGUGGUCCGAGAGAGCCGUUGUGGCACUGACCUUUGGUCUAAUGUGGUGGUGGAGGCUAAGAGAUGAGGUAGAAAGUCUUGUGGUGGUGGUUACAGAGGAUAAACGUGACCUCCCCAUUCGUUUGGUGGGUCUCAGUUUUGUGAACUGGUGUAUGUAUUACAUCUGUGUUGGAAUUGGUUUGGUGAAGAUCUUCAAAGGGUUUUUGUAUUUUGUGAACAUGUUAAUCUUGACCAUUAGGAGAUCGAGAAAAGGCUGCGAAUCGUGUGUUGUUGAUGAUCAUGUGUAAGAGAUUGGACAUAUUAUACUCAAACUCAGUUGAAUAUUUUUGAGAAUUUUUUCAUUUAAAUUUCUUCUUUCUUGCUAUGAAUUU
This is a messenger RNA of Arabidopsis lyrata subsp. lyrata, 1408 nucleotides long. RefSeq lists its product as uncharacterized. The record is from RefSeq and is a predicted model, not a curated record. The coding region runs from base 509 to 1324 and encodes 271 amino acids. NCBI's taxonomy places the organism in Eukaryota, Viridiplantae, Streptophyta, Magnoliopsida, Brassicales, Brassicaceae. The transcript has a single exon.